CUCGCGCUGCAGCCCUGCUCCUGUCGCAACGAGAGCCUUCGAGAGCUUCUCCGCCCCCGCUACCGGCGCCUCCUCUGCUGCCGCGGAGCCGGAGCCGGCCUGAGCGGCGGAGGCUCGUCGUCUUCAAGGACCCAAGCACCCUCGUGGACGGUCGCCCGGCUUCGCCCGCCUGUCCGCGGCGCCCCGUCAGCCCACGCGGCUCGCCCUUUCCACGCGCCAACCCCGCCGGGGUCCGUGUGCAGUGUCGGCGGCCGGCCCUGGGCCCGAGCCCGAGCAGUAGCCGGCGCCAUGUCGGUGGUGGGCAUAGACCUGGGCUUUCAGAGCUGCUAUGUCGCUGUGGCCCGCGCCGGCGGCAUCGAGACGAUCGCUAACGAGUAUAGCGACCGCUGCACGCCGGCUUGUGUUUCUUUUGGUCCUAAGAAUCGUUCAGUUGGAGCAGCAGCUAAGAGCCAGGUUAUUUCCAAUGCCAAGAACACAGUUCAAGGCUUUAAAAGAUUUCAUGGGCGUGCAUUCUCUGAUCCAUUUGUGGAGGCAGAAAAAGCUAAUCUUGCGUAUGAUGUUGUGCAGUUGCCCACUGGAUUAACGGGCAUAAAGGUUACAUAUAUGGAAGAAGAGCGGAAUUUUACCACCGAGCAAGUGACUGCUAUGCUUCUGUCCAAACUGAAGGAGACAGCAGAAAGUGUUCUUAAGAAGCCUGUGGUAGACUGUGUUGUUUCAGUUCCUUGUUUCUAUACUGAUGCAGAACGCCGGUCAGUGAUGGAUGCCACACAGAUUGCUGGUCUCAAUUGCCUGCGGUUAAUGAAUGAAACAACUGCAGUUGCCCUUGCAUAUGGAAUCUAUAAACAAGAUCUUCCUGCCUUAGAGGAGAAACCAAGAAAUGUAGUUUUUGUAGACAUGGGACAUUCUGCCUAUCAAGUUUCUGUGUGUGCAUUUAAUAGAGGAAAACUGAAAGUUUUGGCGACAGCUUUUGAUACAACACUGGGAGGCAGAAAAUUUGAUGAGGUGUUAGUAAAUCACUUCUGUGAAGAAUUUGGAAAGAAAUACAAGCUAGACAUAAAAUCUAAAGUCCGUGCUUUAUUACGACUGUCUCAAGAGUGUGAGAAACUCAAGAAAUUGAUGAGUGCAAAUGCUUCAGACCUCCCUUUGAGCAUUGAAUGUUUUAUGAAUGAUAUUGAUGUAUCCGGAACUAUGAAUAGAGGCAAAUUUCUGGAGAUGUGUGAUGAUCUCUUAGCAAGAGUGGAGCCACCACUUCGUAGUGUCUUGGAACAAUCCAAGUUAAAGAGAGAAGAUAUUUAUGCAGUGGAGAUAGUUGGUGGUGCCACACGAAUUCCUGCAGUGAAAGAGAAGAUCAGCAAAUUUUUUGGUAAAGAACUUAGUACAACAUUAAAUGCAGACGAAGCUGUCACUCGAGGCUGUGCGCUGCAGUGUGCAAUCUUAUCACCUGCUUUCAAAGUGAGAGAAUUUUCUAUCACUGAUGUCGUGGCAUAUCCAAUAUCUUUGAGAUGGAAUUCUCCUGCUGAAGAAGGGUCAAGUGACUGUGAAGUCUUCCCCAAAAAUCAUGCUGCUCCUUUCUCCAAAGUCCUCACCUUUUAUAGAAAGGAACCUUUCACUCUUGAGGCCUACUAUAGCUCCCCCCAGGAUUUGCCCUACCCAGAUCCUGCUAUCGCUCAGUUUUCAGUUCAGAAAGUCACUCCACAAUCUGAUGGCUCCAGCUCAAAAGUGAAAGUCAAGGUUCGGGUAAAUGUCCAUGGCAUUUUCAGUGUGUCCAGUGCGUCCUUAGUAGAAGUGCACAAGUCCGAGGAAAAUGAGGAGCCGAUGGAGACUGAUCAGAAUGCAAAGGAAGAAGAGAAGAUGCAAGUGGACCAGGAGGAACCACACACUGAAGAGCAGCAGCCACAAACACCAGCAGAAAACAAGGUGGAGUCUGAGGAAAUGGAGACCUCUCAAGCUGGAUCAAAAGAUAAAAAGACGGACCAACCACCUCAAGCCAAGAAGGCAAAAGUGAAGACCAGCACUGUGGACCUGCCCAUCGAGAGCCAACUCCUGUGGCAGCUGGACCGAGAGAUGGUCGGCCUGUAUACAGAGAACGAGGGUAAGAUGAUCAUGCAGGAUAAACUGGAGAAGGAACGGAACGAUGCCAAGAACGCGGUGGAAGAAUAUGUGUACGAGAUGAGAGACAAACUUAGUGGUGAAUAUGAGAAGUUUGUGAGUGAAGAUGAUCGUAAUAGUUUUACCUUAAAAUUAGAGGAUACUGAAAAUUGGUUGUAUGAAGAUGGAGAAGACCAACCAAAGCAAGUUUAUGUAGACAAAUUGGCUGAAUUAAAAAAUCUAGGUCAGCCUAUUAAGACACGGUUCCAGGAAUCUGAAGAAAGACCAAAGUUAUUUGAAGAACUAGGGAAGCAAAUCCAACAGUAUAUGAAAGUGAUCAGCUCUUUCAAAAACAAGGAGGACCAGUAUGAGCACUUGGAUGCUGCCGACAUGACGAAGGUAGAGAAGAGCACCAACGAGGCGAUGGAGUGGAUGAAUAACAAGCUGAACCUGCAGAACAAGCAGAGUCUGACCCUGGAUCCAGUUGUCAAGACAAAGGAGAUUGAAGCUAAGAUUAAGGUAGUUUGCAACUUUAUGUACUUUGGACUUUUCUUGGCCGCUCUUUUGUUAUUAACAGUUGGGACUUAUUGUACGUCUUAGCUACUGGGGUUUAGCAUGCAAAAUAAAAUAUGUUUAAUUUAUAAGAAAUCAUCGUUUUCUUUCUUUACCAUUCUAGGAGCUGACGAGUAUUUGCAGUCCUAUAAUUUCAAAGCCCAAACCCAAAGUGGAACCCCCAAAGGAGGAGCCAAAACAUGCUGAGCAGAAUGGACCAGUGGACGGCCAAGGAGAUAACCCAGGCCCCCAGGCGGCUGAGCAGGGUGCAGACACAGCUGUGCCUUCUGAUGCAGACAAGAAGCUUCCCGAGAUGGACAUUGAUUGAUUCCAACAUUUGUUUAUAUUAAAACAGACUAUUAUAAAGCU
Molecule: messenger RNA, 3009 nt
Organism: Peromyscus eremicus (cactus mouse)
Lineage: Eukaryota; Metazoa; Chordata; Mammalia; Rodentia; Cricetidae
Gene: Hspa4
Product: heat shock protein family A (Hsp70) member 4
Exons: 18
Coding region: 289-2688 (799 amino acids)
Biological process (GO): protein folding
Cellular component (GO): nucleus; cytosol
Molecular function (GO): ATP-dependent protein folding chaperone; ATP binding
Source: RefSeq, a predicted model, not a curated record